Messenger RNA from Hevea brasiliensis (rubber tree), 1844 nucleotides. RefSeq names its product 3-oxoacyl-[acyl-carrier-protein] synthase I, chloroplastic. Bases 92 to 1498 code for a protein of 468 amino acids. Lineage: Eukaryota; Viridiplantae; Streptophyta; Magnoliopsida; Malpighiales; Euphorbiaceae. Gene Ontology annotation, molecular function: 3-oxoacyl-[acyl-carrier-protein] synthase activity. Gene Ontology annotation, biological process: fatty acid biosynthetic process. The transcript is spliced from 7 exons. The record is from RefSeq and is a predicted model, not a curated record.
CUCUAUCCUUCACUUGUCACAAGCCAUCGUUGUUAUCGCCGUCUUCAUCUUUCCCUGAUCCUCCUCAUCCAUCAUCACCACCUCGACCGCUAUGCAAGCCCUGCAAUCCCCAUCUCUCCGACCAUCCCCUCUAAAACCUUUCCACAGGAACUCUCACAAUGCCACAAAAUCCCCUACUAAAAAGCUCUCUUUUAUCGCUGCUUCAUCUACUAAUAACUCUAUUAUUUCUGCUUCCAAGCGCGAGAAAGACCCGAAGAAAAGAGUCGUAAUUACGGGUAUGGGGUUAGUUUCUGUCUUUGGGAAUGAUGUGGAUGUUUACUACGACAAGUUGCUCGAUGGAGAGAGUGGGAUCGGACUCAUUGACAGGUUCGAUGCAUCGAAGUUUCCUACCAGGUUCGGUGGACAGAUCCGGGGGUUUACUUCAGAAGGGUAUAUUGAUGGGAAGAAUGAUAGAAGGCUUGAUGAUUGUUUGAGGUAUUGCAUUGUUGCGGGCAAGAAGUCGCUGGAACAUGCGGAUCUUGGAGGGGAUAAACUAUCUAAGAUUGAUAAAGAGCGUGCUGGUGUGCUUGUUGGAACAGGGAUGGGUGGUCUUACAGUUUUCUCAGAUGGUGUUCAGGCUCUAAUUGAAAGAGGAUACAGGAAAAUUACCCCAUUUUUUAUUCCUUAUGCUAUUACAAACAUGGGCUCGGCCUUGCUUGCCAUGGAAAUUGGUUUCAUGGGUCCGAACUAUUCAAUUUCAACUGCUUGUGCCACCUCCAAUUAUUGUUUCUAUGCUGCUGCCAAUCACAUUCGCCGUGGUGAGGCUGAUUUGAUGAUUGCUGGUGGAACUGAAGCUGCCAUCAUUCCCAUUGGAUUGGGAGGUUUUAUAGCAUGCAGGGCCUUAUCUCAGAGGAACGAUGAUCCACAAACUGCUUCAAGGCCAUGGGACAAAGGUCGAGAUGGCUUUGUUAUGGGUGAAGGUGCUGGAGUGUUGGUGAUGGAGAGCUUGGAACAUGCAAUGAAACGUGGUGCACCUAUUAUUGCUGAGUACUUGGGAGGUGCUGUUAACUGCGAUGCUUAUCACAUGACUGAUCCAAGAGCUGAUGGACUUGGGGUCUCUUCAUGCAUAGAGAGAAGUCUUGAAGAUGCUGGUGUGUCACCUGAGGAGGUUAACUACAUAAAUGCGCAUGCAACUUCCACCCUUGCCGGUGACCUCGCUGAAAUAAAUGCUAUAAAAAAAGUAUUCAAGAAUACUUCUGAGAUCAAAAUCAACGCAACCAAGUCUAUGAUAGGGCAUUGCCUUGGUGCUGCUGGAGGCUUGGAAGCAAUUGCCUGUGUGAAGGCCAUAACCACAGGAUGGUUGCAUCCUACAAUUAACCAAUUUGAUCCAGAGCCUUCAGUUGAAUUUAACACUGUUGCCAAUAAGAAGCAGCAGCACGAAGUGAAUGUUGCCAUUUCAAAUUCCUUCGGAUUUGGUGGACACAACUCGGUUGUGGCCUUUUCUGCAUUUAAGCCCUGACCAUCUGAAUUGUCUGCGAAUCAUUUUCUGCAAUUCAAGGCUGGCUAUUUUCCUUUUCUGCAUUUAUCGCAGGAACUAGUCUUUGCUUAAUUGUGAGUUGCUUAUCAACUAGACAUUGAGGCGGCUGCAUCGUUUUGCUGGGUAACUGAUAAUCAUUCUCCUCCAACCAUUUUUAGUUUUUACUCCCCAAUAAUUUGGGUAUGAACUCUAGCUAAAGGUGAUACUUUUUUUGAAGUAACAUUUUCAUUUUCGUUUUCCUUGUAACUUUAGCUUAUUAAGAUGCAGGGUUUGUUGAGGUUUAAAUUAUGUUGUGGACACAAGCAAUGAUAGAAGUCUUUUUCAAUUA